Messenger RNA from Melopsittacus undulatus (budgerigar), 1519 nucleotides. Its product is annotated as BTB/POZ domain-containing protein KCTD12. Gene Ontology annotation, cellular component: signaling receptor complex. Lineage: Eukaryota; Metazoa; Chordata; Aves; Psittaciformes; Psittaculidae. Gene Ontology annotation, biological process: regulation of G protein-coupled receptor signaling pathway; protein homooligomerization. Gene Ontology annotation, molecular function: protein binding. The record is from RefSeq and is a predicted model, not a curated record.
GAGCGGAGCAGCGGCACGGGAACGGAGCGGGCCGCGGCCGCACCGAUCGGACAGGCUCGGCUCGGCUCGGCUCGGCACGGAUCACAUCGCACCGGUUCGGUUCGGCCCGGCCCGGGCCGCCCUGCGCUGCGGAGGUGGGAAGGCAGCAGUAGCUCACUAUGGCCCUGGCAGACAACACAGGCUGUGCCAAACCCAGCGAGGACUUCCCCUUCCCCGAGAUCAUUGAACUCAAUGUGGGUGGACAAGUGUACAUCACCCGACACCCUACCCUGGUCAGUGUGCCCGGCUCGCUCCUCUGGGAGAUGUUCACCCAGAAGAACAUCCGCUCGCUGGCCCGGGACAGCAAGGGACGGUUCUUUGUGGAUCGGGAUGGGUUCCUCUUCCGCUACAUCUUGGAUUACAUGAGGGACCAGCAGCUGGUGCUGCCCGACCACUUCCCUGAGAGGAGCCGCCUGCAGCGAGAGGCAGAGUACUUCAUGCUGCCGGAGCUGGUGAAGAUGCUGGCCCCCAAGCUCAGCAAGCAGAACUCGCUGGGAGAUGACCCAUGCCAAAGCGACCCCGAGGAGCUCUCCCCCAGUGCGGAUGCCACCCGCACCCUGACCUCUGCCAGCACCACGCUCCCCAGUGCUGUGCCCGGUGGCCCCGGUGGUGCCGUCACCACCGGCACGGGUGCUGCCAGCAGCGAUGGGCGCAGGGCAGGUUUUAUCACCAUCGGCUAUCGGGGCUCAUACACCCUGGGCAGGGACAGCCAGACGGAUGCCAAGUUCCGCAGGGUGGCUCGGAUCAUGGUCUGCGGCAAGACCUCGCUGGCCAAGGAGGUGUUUGGGGAUACCUUGAAUGAGAGCAGGGACCCAGACCGGCCCCCGGAGAGGUACACCUCCCGCUACUACCUCAAAUUCACCUUCCUGGAGCAAGCCUUUGAUAAACUGGCCGAUGCUGGCUUCCACAUGGUGGCUUGCAACUCCACAGGCACCUGUGCCUUCGCCCAUGACCAGACAGAUGACAGGAUCUGGACCUCUUACACCGAAUAUGUUUUCUAUCGUGAGUGACACCAAAAACACCCAACCCCACACACACCAAACACCAACUCUCCCUCUCCUCUCCUGUUUCCUAGAAGGUAGACAUCCAACCCUGAAUCCCAGCGUCCUUUUGAGUUUGUUCUUGGGUUUUUCCCCUCCUCCUUCCUCCACGUUGAACCUGCCCAGCUCUCCCUUGUAGCCGUCGACCACCAACCUUCUUCCCUCUCUCCGACUUCUGCAGUAGCUGCCUGUAGCUCCCAACCCUCCCUGGAUGUGUGGACUUGGACACUGUUAUGUACUUGUUUGGGUGGGAGGGGGGCAUACACCAGACCAUGCUCUGGGCUGGGAUUCCUGCAGCUGGAUGAGCUUGUCCGUGUUGGAUACUGAACUUGGCUCUCGUGCCCUGUGCGCCAGGAACAUGCUGCGUACACUGUAUUUGAUCUGCCAAUGGGUUCAAGGGAGAAAACACUGGGUUAAGGACAUGCAAAAAGUGGGAAGCA